This is a messenger RNA of Schizosaccharomyces osmophilus, 465 nucleotides long. RefSeq names its product SMN complex subunit Smn1/Gem1 (gene smn1). NCBI's taxonomy places the organism in Eukaryota, Fungi, Ascomycota, Schizosaccharomycetes, Schizosaccharomycetales, Schizosaccharomycetaceae. The transcript is spliced from 2 exons. The record is from RefSeq and is a predicted model, not a curated record. The coding region runs from base 1 to 465 and encodes 154 amino acids.
AUGGAUUUACAAAAGGAGGUUUGGGAUGACUCGGAGCUUCGAAAUGCCUAUGAAACAGCUUUAGCAGAAUACAAAAAGUACCACAGUCUAGAAGCAGAAAAGUCUCAGGCUCAGGCCCAAUCUCCAGAAGGAUCACAACAAGAGAAACAGGAAACGACAGCUGUAGACCACAAGCAUGAGAAUGCUUCUGCGGCGGAAUCUAACACCAACCUUGUAGAGGAGGAACAAAUGGAGAAAGAUGAUGAAGACCAUACUUCCCAACAUCCUUCCCAUGAAGCUGAAAAUGGUGUUUCCAACAUUUCCAUCCCUUUAUCUGCAAACUCUGAACAUCCAUCGACUAUUCCCCCUCCACCCCCGAUCCUGGGUUUAACAUAUGAUGAAACGUAUCGGAGGUUAUUGAUGAGUUGGUAUUACGCUGGUUAUUAUGCGGGCCUUGCUCAAGGCAUGCACCAAAGUCAAUCGUAA